Molecule: messenger RNA, 522 nt
Organism: Moesziomyces aphidis
Lineage: Eukaryota; Fungi; Basidiomycota; Ustilaginomycetes; Ustilaginales; Ustilaginaceae
Source: the annotation of a GenBank genome assembly
AUGUUCCACAAAUUCCUUCAAAGUGCACGUGUGACUGUGUGCUACCGCCGAAGGUACCGUCCUCCGAGCAGCGAAGCAAUGCGAGAGGCACAGCAAGCUGGAGAAUGCUCGAGACAGGCGGAGGUUGUCGGUGCGAAGCCGGGCAGCCCGGUCGAGUCAGAGCUGAGCCUAACCUUGGCGCUGGAGGACCGAUCGAGCGACGACGCGGACUCGGUUGCGGAUUGCUCAACGCAGAGCUUGGCGGUGCUCGAUUGGGAGCUGCCUGAGCUGCGAUUUUGGCUUUCUGGCGCCCACGCUUUGCAACCGGUUGGCUCGAUGCGCGUCGGCUGUCACAGCGGAACCUUCGGCUUCCUCGGCGCAAAGGAGCGAGAAAAAAGAGAAGGAGCCAAGCACGCGUUGGGCGCGUCGGUCGAGCAUUUGACGCGCAUGUCCAGCCGAGCCCCGACCGAUGGCGGAACGCCCUCAGCUCACAUCGUCCUUGAGCAAUCCGGGCCAGGCUCGGCGCACCUUCGAAAUGGCUGA